AGAGAGAAGUCCUGUCGCGGCCACGAUUCAUCGCAUCUCGAAACUCCGUGAUACGGCCACGCCACCGGUAGAAGAGUUGAGAGAAUCCGAUUGGUUGGUUAAUACCAACGGUGGGAUCAGGAAGGUACCCAUUGGUUCGAAUAGAAUGUUCGGGCGCGGCGCCAUGUUGCAUAGAGUGGGGUGUAUUUGAACAAGACUCGGCGACUCAAGAGUAGCGGAGAACACUCGCUAACCGGCCUCCAUCCACACGGCACACAGAGGUAGAAUAGUGUAGAGGUGAGGUGGCUCCAAACAGGCCCCGUUCAAACAACCGAGCGCGCUUCUACGCGACAAACGGUGCUGGUGUCGCCGCCACCAUCGUUGUCGUCGUCGACGUCGUCGACGUCGUUGUCGUCGUGUCGUUGUUGUUGUUGUUGUUGUUGUUGUCGUCCUCGUCGUCGUCGUCAUCGUCGUUGUCGGCGACAUUCGCGAAAGUGCCGUGGCCUCUUCUCUAACUACGAUCAUCGUGUCAUUUGUUGGAACAACAAUUAUACUACUCCAACAUACCACCGAGGAAGACAGGGCAGCGUGCGCGCGUGAACACAACUUACGUGUCAUCGAGUGUCGUCCUUCGUGCCGGCCCGACGGACGUCGUGCAUGCAUUGUUUCGCUUAAGGAGAACACAGUGCACGUAUAGGGAAUAAAUAUCGGUCGUGAAUGAAGGUCGAUCAUUAGUUUUUGGAAUUUCUCACUGAAACUACGGUGAACUGUAUAAUAGGAGGCGUGUGAGGACACGAGGAUAGGAUCCUAGUGUUGAUAAGCAAAUUUUGUGAAUUGUUGAGUGUAAUAUUAAGGAAUAAGGACAAAGAGAAAAAGAUAGGGAUAACGACGGAGAUAGAGAUAUAGAAAGAGAUUCAAAUCGAAAAGAACAGAGUGAAGGUGUCGCGUGAUCGAGAUACUUCAAGGAAGAACCCUUAUCGUUACCGUGAUUCAGUGAGACGUGAGGAUUAAAGUGAAGGAAGUACGGGCGGAUAUAAGAUUAAGGGGUCACCGGAUUAUCAGCAGUCGUGGUACCGUGGCUUUCAUGAUUCCCGCUUGACGUCUCGACAGCAGCCCACCCCGGCACCGGUGAGCUCUAUGACCAUGCUCCAGUCGCAAAAGCUGUACAGCGAGGCUGGAAGUCUCGGUGGUGCCAUGACCAGCGCCGCGAUGUCCAGUAUGGGCAGCAUGGCACCCACGUACAGCUCGAUAAAUUCGAUGGGUUGCGUGUCUAUGGGGAUGUCGAUGGGCGUUGGAGUCGGCCCGAGUUGCAGUCCUCAGGGAGCCGGUGGAUUCAAUAUGAGCACGAUGAGCUCGGCAAUGGGGAUGGCUUCGAUGGGUGGUGGUGGCAUGGGUGGUUAUGGAGGUACAUCGAUGGGCGGUGGUGGCGCUUGCAUGAGCGCCGUGGGUUAUGGUCCGUUAACGCCAGGCGGUGGUACCGCUGUAACCAGAGAUCCUUUGUCGUUAACCGAACCAGAUUCUCCGAAUUCUGCCCUUCAACGUGCACGUACCGACAAAUCUUAUCGGCGAAGUUACACGCACGCAAAACCGCCUUACUCCUAUAUUAGUUUGAUCACGAUGGCGAUACAAAACGCGCCAACCAAAAUGCUCACACUUUCGGAGAUUUAUCAAUUCAUUAUGGAUCUAUUCCCGUUUUAUCGGCAGAAUCAGCAACGAUGGCAAAAUUCGAUAAGACAUUCUCUUAGUUUCAAUGAUUGCUUCGUUAAAGUACCGCGAACACCUGAUAAACCGGGUAAAGGUUCCUUUUGGACGCUGCACCCGGAGAGCGGUAAUAUGUUCGAAAAUGGUUGUUAUUUGCGUCGUCAAAAGAGGUUCAAAGACGAAAAGAAAGAAUUGACGAGGCAGAAUAACAAACAUCAACAGCACCAACAGCAUCACUCGGGUGCUGCGGCCGCGGCUGCUGCCGCCGCUGCUGCUGCAGCAGCCGCCGCCGCUGGUCAUAAUAGUCCGAAUUCUCAUGAUCUCGGUCAUGGCGGUAAGAAGACACCCUCGUCCCUUCAUCAUGCUCCUCAGCAACAGGACGACAAAGACCUUCACUCUUUGGUCUCGACUCAUCAUCAUCAUCACUCGGCUGGGCUUCAUCAGCAUCAUGCUGCUCUUAAAAGUGACACCACCGAUAUCGGUGGAUUGUUAGGACCAGAUCUCGGUACGGCACAUGACGAACUAACUGCCAUGGUCAGUCGUACACUUCAUCCUCACUUGCUAUCCGAUCCGGCGGCUCUUCAUCAUGGUAUGGCAGGGAGCCUAAAACAAGAGCCACCUUAUACGGCUGCCAGUCAUCCAUUUAGCAUUACCAGGUUAUUACCUGGCGCAACGGCAGGUACGUCGCCAGGUGCCCAAGAUACGAAACCACCGGAAAUGAAAAUGUAUGAACAGCUUCAUCAGAGCUACGCGAAUUUCGGCUCGCCUCAUCACCCCCACGCACAUUCUGCCCCGCCGAGUCAUCAUCAUCAUAAUGGAAUGCACGCUGGCUCGAAUACCGCUGGAGGACCCAUGCACAAUAUGAGUAAUCAUCAUCAUCAAGAAUAUUAUCAGAGUCCUUUGUACCAUCACGCGACAAGCGUGGCUACCAGCAGUGCGCCUCCUCCUCCGUCGGUCGCCACAGCGGCUCCAGGAUUGUGACAUCACGCUACUCACCCCUACGCCUUGGCUUGAGUCGCUGCCGUUGCGGUCUAUGCCGCUUCCGCUGCUUCCGUUGCCGGUGUUACCGUCGCAAAUUCGAAUCAUCAUUCUCCGACGACGAUCGACGACGUUCUUCCUUCACCGC
Messenger RNA from Vespa crabro (European hornet), 2806 nucleotides. Its product is annotated as silk gland factor 1-like. Gene Ontology annotation, biological process: anatomical structure morphogenesis; regulation of transcription by RNA polymerase II; cell differentiation. NCBI's taxonomy places the organism in Eukaryota, Metazoa, Arthropoda, Insecta, Hymenoptera, Vespidae. Bases 1117 to 2661 code for a protein of 514 amino acids. The transcript has a single exon. The record is from RefSeq and is a predicted model, not a curated record. Gene Ontology annotation, molecular function: RNA polymerase II cis-regulatory region sequence-specific DNA binding; DNA-binding transcription factor activity, RNA polymerase II-specific; protein domain specific binding.